AUUUUAAAUGUUGUACCGAGAAAUAAUUAAACGCGUGAUUGUUUGUAUAUCUACAAAAUAAUAGGCUGUUAAGUUGAAAUGGAAACGAGUUAUUCUGUGAAAGGUAUUUAAAGAAAGAACAAAAAAUAUUUUGGAAUUUGGAGGAUUUGAGAUUCGCUGGUUAUCGGUCCAACAGGAGGCUCGACUUUGGAGAACACCUUGGUGGGGCCUGUUGACGCGCUGGUUGGAAAGAAGGCAUGCACGAAAGCACGAAGUCGUGAAGGCGAGCGUUCAGUCGUUAAUGCGCCUCCGACGGAGUAACUCAGUGAAAAUUUAUCUUCCAUUAUUUUCACAUGCUUUCGCGAGUUUAUUACUUUAUGUAUCGUACAUAUAUUUAAUAUAUAGUGUAUUUUGUGUUUUUAUCAGUGUAUGUUUAUAUUCAUCAGAAGAAAUGAUGAUCAAAUAGAAUAUAUAUGUUUGUGUGUGCACAUAUAUAUAUAUAUAUAUAUAUAUAUAUAUAUAUAUAUAUAAAACAUAAAAGAAAGAUCGUAGAAAAGUUCCGAGUGAGUUUUCGCUCGAUCUUCGCACUUGGAUAACGACAACGAGUGAGAGAAGAAAACGAAUCGAGGAAUUAAAAAAAAAAAGAAAAACUUGCCGGCACAAGGUGAACAUCAAUCGUAGAAUUAUAAAUUAACGGGCUUGACGCGAAAGGCACGCGUACUUUGAUCAUGACGCGAGUUGGUCUAUAAUAAUAAGUAAAAAGAAAAUAUAAUAAUACUGUUCGGAACUUGCGAAAAAUCUUCGAGAUACCGAUCGAGUAAAUCGACAUAGUGUGACACCGAUCUCUACUUUUAUCCGGUUCUUGUAAUUUCCGUUCGACCGAGCAACGUUAGCACAAACAAGAAGAAAUUCACGUGAAUAUAAAAUACUUAGCAAUUGUCUUUCGGAUUAGAAAACACAAUCGACGCUAAACAUUCAAACAAAAGAUCACCUUCUUUUUCUCGAAAGGACAACAAAAAUAAAUAUACAAAUCGACGAUCAAAAGAAUGCCUGAGAACGCAGGUGUAGAAGAACGAUGAGAAAUAAAUGAAGGUGGAACACAGGUGCAAUAGCAGGUAGUUGUUUUACUUGUUUCUAUUCGCUCACAGCGUGCUCAGCCGAGCUUGCAGAAGCAACGGAAGUGGGAAAAGGGAGAAGGGACAUCCAGGAUGUCCGAAGAGUUGCGCACGCAACGUUUAGGGACGCUGUCACACGGAGAGUAUACUAUGCAAGCCGAAGAGGAAAUUCAGUAUGCUCCAAGGAGCCGACCUGUUAGCUUUUAUGAUAAUUUUAAGGACGUACCAGUUAUGCCAACAUGUGUGACCUCCGCGAUGAGUGUUGGUAAUUUGAGUCAGGUUCGAGAAAACGAUACUACUUCAUCGAACAUACCACAAAGUAGUAACAAUAAUAAUAAUAAUAAUAAUAAUAGGGUGAGCAGUGCGAUGAGUGCUGGUAACGUUUCCAAGAUUCAGAUUGUUAGAGUUACGGGUGCUCUUUCGAUGGGUAAUAUUGGUAAAACAUGUCGAACGGAUAAAACUGAUAAAGAACUUGGGCGAGCUCCUUCGAUGGCCAAUUGUUUGUCAACCACAGUUCCCGUUAAUCUAGCUGCUUCGCAAAUAGCAGGUCGACACACACCCACCAGAAAUUCCCUCAGGCACAGCAGAAUGAUCGUACUGAAUCGAAGUGGGCAGAGAGCACAAAAAUUCUUACCACCAUUGGUUUAUCAUCGACAAUUGGCUAGAUGUUUGGCAGCAUUACAGACUAUUCUUGGGAUUGCAAUUACUUCACUGUCGUUAUGGUUGCUACUGUGGGCUCCAAAUUUACCUAUAACUGACAAUCCGUAUUGGAGUGGAAUGCCUUUGUUACUUUCUGGAAGUUUCGGGGUGUGUUUGCUUUGUUGUUUCAAAAAAGAGUACCCAGGUAUGAGCCCUGGUUUCUGUUUAACAUUGACGAAGGCAAUCAGUACUUUACUUGCAAUUUCGGCAUCUGUGGCGUGUGUCCUGGCAUGCAUCUCAGCAACCAUGCAUCUGGCACAUCUUAUGAGGCUAGAAUGUACACCGGCACGUGUUCUCAACGCCACGUGUGUUUGUAGACCACGAGAACAAGCAAAUGUUACGGUUAGCGAAGCAUCGGUCAAGUACAUGGAUUUGAAUUGUCCCGAAGUUGAAAGUAUUUUAACAAUACUUCUCAUCUUUUCUUCAACGUGUAACGCUUUUGGUGCCAUCGUCGCUGGAUGGUAUAGUUAUCUUCAUUGGAGUACUCGACGAAAAAGACCGAAAUAUGUACCUGUUAGAACGACGACAUUCGAUUCGAGCAGGUGAUAUCCGAUUAAAUUUCAAACAGUUUCUCACCAAAGUAUUCGACGAAAAAUUGUGACGUAGAGAGAAAGGGACCAAUCUACGUACUUUUUAAUCGAGAAGAACUAAGAGUGAUCAAAUCAAAUAUUCAAUGCGAACGAUUCAGAAGAGUACAAUGGCUAUUAAAACAUUUCUCGAAUCGUUAUCGUUAUCGUCAUCGACACACGACGCACGUGUGUACAUAAAAUACAGUAUUUAUUUAGAAAUCUCUAAUACGUUCCAUAGUAUGUAUGGAAUAUCUUAAGUGCGCGGGUGUACGUGAAUACAAAUUUAUUCGUACUCGUAUUCUCGAUCGAAAGGAAGUUUCAUCGAUUAAUUACAUUUAUUGACGCGCACGUAUUUAUCACAUCGAAAAAACAAAACGAAAGACUCCGACUCUAUACCUCAGCGUAUUAGAUUUUAAUGCAUACUUCGACACUUGCAAACGCAUAAGCUAACAUAUUUUACGCAUAUAUUUUAUAUAGUUGAAGAAAAUUACGCGGAUUAUGGGACGAAAUAAGUUAUUGUCAGUAUUAAUAUUAUUUUAAUCAAAAUUGUGCCCGUGUUAAUUCAAUUUAAGAUCGAUCAUCUCGAUAACUUUAUAAUAGUAGAUUACAUUCCCUCUUAGUGAUCAGUCGGUAUCACUUUUUUCAUUUACUGAAUGAAAAUUAUUCUUUGUUGUUUUAUCUUCGGCCUCGUUUAUUCGAAUCUCUGGUAUAAGUGCAUCCUUGCUCGACGGUGAUACUAAAGAAUUGCUGAAGAUAUUCGUUCUAUGUUUUAAAAUGAAAUAUACAAUAUAGAAAAAUA
Molecule: messenger RNA, 3161 nt
Organism: Vespula pensylvanica (western yellowjacket)
Lineage: Eukaryota; Metazoa; Arthropoda; Insecta; Hymenoptera; Vespidae
Exons: 7
Coding region: 1188-2339 (383 amino acids)
Cellular component (GO): dystrophin-associated glycoprotein complex; sarcolemma
Source: RefSeq, a predicted model, not a curated record